Messenger RNA from Cherax quadricarinatus, 3321 nucleotides. Its product is annotated as serpin B11. Lineage: Eukaryota; Metazoa; Arthropoda; Malacostraca; Decapoda; Parastacidae. Gene Ontology annotation, molecular function: serine-type endopeptidase inhibitor activity. The record is from RefSeq and is a predicted model, not a curated record.
GAUGCGUACUGGAGUGCUGGUGCUGGUGCUGGUGUUAGCCUGGUGCUGUGUCUCAACACUACCUGACACCUCUGCUACACUCCCGUCUACACCUCAGAGACCAGCAUCGUCUACACUACUUGCUGAUCUUGUUCAAGAAAGACAGUUUGGCCCAUAUGAAAUGGCUGAAAUCUUGAGAACCUGCACACUAGCCACACCAAGAUGAAGAGACUUGGACCGCGCUCUUGAAGCUGGAGAGGUGCUGGUAAUGGAGCAAUGCCUGAUGGCGCUGGAACUGUCGUCAGAAAUGAGAGAUACAACUACAGUGACCUUCUCACCUCUGAGUAUAACGUCUCUCUUGUCUGUGUUGAUGCUGGGAACUUCUGGUAUCUCUUACCAGCAGAUAUAUACAGCUCUUGGUCUUCCACCUGGGAUUGACGAGGCAUCAAUCCAUAGUAACUUCAAGCAGUUGAUUGACUCUAUUAUUCAAUCCUCCCAGGGAGUUACACUUAAUAUAGCCAACGGUAUUUUCGUCAGGAAAGGAGUCCAUGUCUUGUAUGACUUUAGCAGGAGUGUCAGAGAGGUUUACGCCGCUCAGGUUCGUGUUUUGGACUUCGAGAAGAAUUCCGUGGCUGCCACGAACACCAUCAAUGACUGGGUGAAGAACAAGACUUCAGGUAUGAUUUCACAGCUCCUGGGCCAGCCUCUCAGCCCUCAGACAGAGUUUGUGGCAGUAAACACUCUCUUCUUUAACGGUAUCUGGGAGUUCCCUUUUAUACCUGACCUGACUAUUAAUGGACCUUUCCAAACAGGAAGUGAAAUAAUCCAGGUUCCCAUGAUGCGAGCAGCCAUGACCUUACGCUACAUAGACAUACCAGACCUUAAUGCCCACAUGGUUGAACUUCCGUAUGUGGGUGGUAAGUUUUCUAUGUAUAUAUUAAUGUCUCAUGGCCCGGUAAGUUCUAACUUACAGGAACUUGAACUUCGUAUAAGAGACGCAACUAGCCUCAAUAAUUACAUCAGAGAUAUGGUUGAAACUUCAGUCAGUGUAAGUCUACCAAGAAUGCGUCUCAGCUAUAAGCUUAGCCUCAAAGAAGUUCUCAAAGCUUUGCGUGUCAGCUCUAUCUUCGACAACGUUAAAGCUGACUUCGGAAGACUGACAGCCUCUGAACACGUCUGGGUCGACGACGUGAUCCACGAAACUGUGGUGGAAGUGACGGAAGUCGGCACCAAGGCUGCUUCUGCAACAUCAGUGUCUAUCAACCGUGUUGCAAGUGCAGUGACCUUCAUGGUCAACAGACCUGCUAUGUUGUUUAUUCGUGACUUACCCUCUGGCCUGCCUCUUUUCUGGUGCAGACUGGUCAAACCUGAACCACUGGCAUGAACCACUGACAUGAACCACUGACAUGAACCACUGACAUGUACCACCGACAUGUACCACUGACAUGUACCACCGACAUGUACCACCGACAUGUACCACCGACAUGUACCACCGACAUGCACCACUGACAUGUUCCACUGACAUGUACCACUGACAUGUACCACUGACAUGUCUCACUGACAUGUACCACCGACAUGUACCACCGACAUGCACCACUGACAUGUACCACUGGCAUGAACCACUGACAUGAACCACUGACAUGAACCACUGACAUGUACCACUAACAUGUACCACUGACAUGUACCACUGACAUGUUCCACUGACAUGUACCACUGACAUGUACCACUGACAUGUACCACUGACAUAUACCACUGACAUGUACCACCGACAUGCACCACUGACAUGUACCACUGACAUGCACCACUGACAUGUACCACUGACAUGUACUACUGACAUGUACCACUGACAUGUACCACUGACAUGUACCACUGACAUAUACCACUGACAUGUACUACUGACAUGUACCACUGACAUGUACCACUGACAUGUACCACUGACAUGUACCACUGACAUGUACCACUGACAUAUACCACUGACAUGUACCACUGACAUGUACCACUGACAUGUACCACUGACAUGUACCACUGACAUGUACCACUGACAUAUACCACUGACAUGUACCACUGACAUAUUCCACUGACAUGUACCACUGACAUGUACCACUGACAUGUACCACUGACAUGUUCCACUGACAUGUACCACUGACAUGUACCACUGACAUGUACCACUGACAUAUACCACUGACAUGUACCACCGACAUGCACCACUGACAUGUACCACUGACAUGCACCACUGACAUGUACCACUGACAUGUACUACUGACAUGUACCACUGACAUGUACCACUGACAUGUACCACUGACAUAUACCACUGACAUGUACUACUGACAUGUACCACUGACAUGUACCACUGACAUGUACCACUGACAUGUACCACUGACAUGUACCACUGACAUAUACCACUGACAUGUACCACUGACAUGUACCACUGACAUGUACCACUGACAUGUACCACUGACAUGUACCACUGACAUAUACCACUGACAUGUACCACUGACAUAUACCACUGACAUGUACCACUGACAUGUACCACUGACAUGUACCACUGACAUAAACCAGACAUCAUAGCAGAUGUUGACUGCUACAUGUGUCUUGAAGGUACAGGAAGGAGGGAGGGACCUUGAUGCCAGGAAGGGUUCUUGAUCCAAGGAGUCAGAGUUAUCCUCCACUUCCUCAUUAUCUUCCGGAACUUGCCACUUCGUCCUGCCUCUACACUUCAUUCUGUAUACUGGUUGACAUCUUUGUUAGUAUAUCUGUAUUGUACAAAUUUGUAAGUGUAUACACAUUGUGUAUGUGUAUUAUACACACUGGUAUGUGUACUAUACACAUAGUGUACUCAGAGUAGUGUGUUGAAUCUAUCUGGACAUUGUUGCCUGAUAUUUCUAAUAAUUCUUUGCUUUUUUAAAUAAUUUUCAAGCAUUUUUUAAGGAAAUUCCUCUUGUUUUUACAUUAAAAAUACAACGUUAGAACAAAGAAAGGCCAUUGUUAUUGUUGUUACUUUAUAGGACCAUGAGAGCCGUGCACCGUAUAAACUCUCCUCCUCAGCAUAUCUCUGUCUAGCGAGCUUAUAUAUCACUGUUCAACCUGCCCCUGGCACGGCAGUUUGGGCAGCAAUGUUGCAGCCCACUUUACACUUUGCAAUACACUGUGGCAAGGCACAUAUAAGAUAUAUAUAACACAAAAUGUACGGUAUAGUGUGACGGUCUUGGAUCAGGAAGGCCCUAUAAAGCAGAACUAACGGGCUUAAGCUCCAGUGUUAGAAUAACAACUGACUGUUUUAUGAGACGCUUUGGUGAAUCUCAAUGUUUAUGUUUUACUGAAAUAAAAAAAUCAAUUAAUUUG